GUCAGCCCUUUCUGCCAUGGAUUCACUUAUUUCAUCUCGUCUGAACCUAACCGCACAACAGCGACAGGUGGCUAAACCUCCUUUCCCACUGGCUAGGAUCAGUGCUCCCUCUUCGCAGCGCUCCCUCUUCGCAGUGCUCCCUCGAGCUGGGUUUCUGGUUACACUAAUCCUCCCCUCUCUACAUGGCGGACUCGAAUAGCCAUGGCCGUCCGCUCUGUAGCUUCAGAGCCUAUCUAAGACACGUCCCUAUUCUCAGAACGCGAACCUUCCUUUUGAUUCAAGAGUGAAAGGCUCGUUUCGGCCAUGACAACGUUCUGACAGCCUUAAGCCUCCGCAUGCGAUUCCUUCGAAGUGACUUUCAUUCUUUUCUGCAGAAUGGAUUUCGUUGCUUCCUGCUGUCAGGAGCAACAAACGCGGCUGUAUUCAGUUUAGCUACCCUGUAUCUCGUUGCAACGCUAGCUGUACCUAAUAGGUACGUUAGUUACUAAGCGACCGGUCGCGGUCCAGGCAGAUUGGAGCCAUGGCGUCCACGCGCCGCGUGGGCCGAGCCAACCGAAUCGGCCGAGUCAACCGACCAAACCGAGUCAGCGCCUUUUUCAUGAUGCUCGUUGCAUCGCUGCUCUGCAGAGCAGCCGGCGGGAAUUUUAGACCGUCGGAUCUAGUCAACGUCGUUCCAGUGACGUCUAAGAGAUACAUGGUUAGCAGCAGCUCUCAGAACCAGGCCGCUUCUCGAAGCUCCUCAGGCAUCGUCGCGACGCGCCGCACCAGCUUGACUCCCCAGCCAACCAGUCCACCGUUCUCCACCGAGAGAAGCAAUCCCACCGAAUCCCAGAGUAGUAGUAGUUCAGUUAAAUCGCAGACAGUCGCACAGCCGCUAUCCGCGGCGCCUCGCCAAUCGACGGUGAUGGCGGCGGCCGACGCGACGAGGCGGUCGCGGGAGCUCCGAAUCGCGCGAACCUUCGCAUGGCAAUGGAAUCGAUGGAAUCGCCGCAAGGCGCUGCCGAUUCGGUACCACGGCGGGUGGGUGAUGGCGAAGAUACCGAUCAAGGUGUUUAUCAUCUACUACGGCUCCUGGUCCAUGGCGGAAGUCAACAUCGUCGAGAAUUUCGUCUACUCGCUCUCCAACAACAACACCACGCCCAAGGACUCCAAGGCGGUGUCGGCGUGGCAGUGGUGGCGGAUCGCCACGUGGUACACGAUGAAGAAGGGCGGCCAGACGCACGUCGUGUCGUCACAGGUCCAGUUCCGCAAGCGAGUUUUCGACAAGUACUCGCUCGGGAAGGUGAUCACGGACGACCUGGGGGGCGUCUGGCAAAUAAUCGACCAGCAAUUGCGCACCCAAGCCCUCCCCAUCGACAGCUCAGCGCAGUACCUCGUGCUGACCAGCGCUGACGUGUCACUGGGCGACCCGGAGAAGGGUUUUUGCGGGCGGUCCGGUUACUGUGGCUUCCACUCGUUUGCGACGGACGGCGUCAGCUACAUCAAAUAUGGAUUUAUCGGGAAUGGAGACAAGUGUGGAACCAGAUGCGUGCGCGCCGGAGGCAGAAAGAAAACGCCAAACGGCAAGCGGGGGGUGGACGGCAUGAUCAGCAUCAUCGCCCACGAGAUGGUCGAGACCGCCACCAACCCGCGCAUCGGGGGCGGGUGGUACGACGCGCUGGGCGCAGAGUGCAGCGACAAGUGCAUGACGGACUUCGGCCCGUCGGUGGUGGUGGGGGACAUGUACAACUACAACAUGGUGGGGCAGAGCGGCAUGCAGUGGCUGGUGGAGAGCAACUGGCGACCCGUGGAGCCGCAGGGGUGUGUCAUGGCGCGGUACUGAGGUGCAAUCACCCGUUGCUGCGUACUGACCGACUGAACGCAUAGUGGUGGUGGGGGACCUGUACGUUUACAGCAUGGUGGGGCAGAGCGGCAUGCAAUGGCUUGUGGAGAGCAACUGGCGACCCGUGGAGCCACAAGGAUGUGUCAUGGCAGGGUAUUGAGGUGCAAUGACGUUGCUGCGUACUGACCAACUCGAGGCGUCGUGGUGGGGGACAGAGACAGCCAUAACAUGGUGGGGCAGAGCGGCAUGCAGUGGCUGGUGGAGAGCAACUGGCGACCCGCUGAGCCACAGGGGCGAGUCAUGGCGCGGUUUUGAGGUGACUUUUGAGUGCCAUGACACGCCCCUGUGGCUCGGGCGCGGUUUUGAGAUGGCACUGAGAGAAGGUGCAGUGAUGUCUUGCUGCAGCCACUAGCCAGCUCAGGAGGGAUAGGGAAGACAGGUGCCGGUGCAUGAGCAGCCUGGUAGGGCAGGGCGGCGUUUGAGUGGACUCAAACAUCGACUCGGGAGGAAUAGGGGAGACAGGUGCGGCAUGGUGGGGCACGGCGGCAUGCACUGGCUUGUGGAGAGCAACUGGCGGCCCGUGGAGCUGCAGGGGUGUGUGUGUCGUGGGGCAGUACUGAGAGAAGGUGCAGUGAUAUUAUGCUGUGAUUGCUGGCUGGCUAGAGGCGUGGAGUCGCAGGGAUGUGCCACGGUCCGGAACUGGGAGAAUAGCACAGUACCAAGGGGGCAGAGCGAUGGUGUCUAGUUGCAAAUACUAACCUAGUUCAGACAUAGAGGAGACGUGUAUUGAAACAGCCCAGUGAGGGGGGGCGGCUGCAGUGGCUGGUGGAAAGCAGCUGCAGCAGGUGGACCACAGGGGUGAUAACACCGCAAUACCGAAUCAUUGCAACAUGGAGGCGAUGUGGAAUUCUGGGUUGUGCCAGGUGCAAUAGUUUGGCCGGCUGGUGGUGGCCCACGGGGUGGGCAAGGGAGCGAGCAGGGUAGCUGAUAACCUGCUUGGCUGGAAGGUCUGGCAACACACUGACAGAACACUUGACAGGGUAAGCUUGACUAGAAACGCUCACUAACUCUUAAAGCCCGUGGCUAUAGUAGCAAACAAGAGGGUUGUUCAAUUUCCUCUUGAACUUGGGACAUGGCUUAAUUUUUAGAGUAACGAAACAGAGUAAAAACAUUUCGCUUUGCAUAGCGGAAUCUGACCGUGACGGUUUGGCGAUACUUCUGCACUAAAUCAUUCGGUGAAUAGUGCAAUAC
Closterium sp. NIES-67 is the source of this 3073-nucleotide messenger RNA. Lineage: Eukaryota; Viridiplantae; Streptophyta; Zygnematophyceae; Desmidiales; Closteriaceae. The record is from the annotation of a GenBank genome assembly.